Molecule: messenger RNA, 688 nt
Organism: Eublepharis macularius
Lineage: Eukaryota; Metazoa; Chordata; Lepidosauria; Squamata; Eublepharidae
Gene: SERTM1
Product: serine rich and transmembrane domain containing 1
Exons: 2
Coding region: 214-537 (107 amino acids)
Cellular component (GO): intracellular membrane-bounded organelle
Source: RefSeq, a predicted model, not a curated record
GGGGAAGGCGUCAGAUCUGACUUUGCAGGCUGGUUCGCUCCUUCCGAUGUAGCCUCUCCUGGAGGAAGCGGGGCAUUCCCUCGGAUCAGUGUGAAAAGAUAACCAAAUUCAGGUUAAUCUUGACCUAAGAGCAGAAGGUGGCUCAGUAUGCCAACAGCCUUAUGAGAAUACUAGCGCUCUUUCAUUGCUGAUACAUGCACAAAGUCAACAAAAAUGUCAGCGCUCUACCCUACCUCUGAAUUAUUAACAGAUAUGGAAAAUGGGACUUUUCUGGAAUUGUAUCCCACAUCUCUUUCAACAUCUAUGGAUUCAUCUUCGGGACGUAUGUCUAAUGUGUAUGUCUAUGUUUCAAUAUUCCUCAGCCUCUUGGCAUUCCUCCUGUUGCUAUUAAUCAUUGCUCUUCAAAGGCUGAAGAACAUCAUCUCUUCCAGCUCUUCCUAUCCAGAAUAUACCAGCGAUGCUGGGAGCUCCUUCACUAACUUAGAAGUUUGUAGUAUUUCUUCCCAGCGGUCUGCUUUUUCAAACCUCUCUUCAUGAACCAUGAAAGGGAAUACAUUGCGGGAUGGAACAGCUUCCUCUGACUUUGGGGUGGAAGUAUAUGCAUGCAGUAUUCACCUCAGAAUACUAUUAGUCAUAAAAGAGGUGACCUUUAAUGCUCAUUUUGAUUUCCCUUUCUGUUUUUAGUUGC